Messenger RNA from Gracilinanus agilis (Agile Gracile Mouse Opossum), 1741 nucleotides. RefSeq names its product mitochondrial fission process 1 (gene MTFP1). Gene Ontology annotation, biological process: mitochondrial fission. The coding region runs from base 98 to 697 and encodes 199 amino acids. Gene Ontology annotation, cellular component: mitochondrion. Lineage: Eukaryota; Metazoa; Chordata; Mammalia; Didelphimorphia; Didelphidae. The transcript is spliced from 3 exons. The record is from RefSeq and is a predicted model, not a curated record.
UGUAAUUUGCAGACGCUCCCAGGCCGGGCCAGAGAGAACGUCCUUCAGGGCCGGUGCCAGUGCCCAGCGCAGUGGUUAUCCACGCCCGGCGCUCACCAUGCCGAACCGGGGCCCAGACGCCCAGCCCGAUUUCUACCGCGACACGUGGGUGCGCUACCUGGGUUAUGCCAAUGAAGUGGGAGAAGCCUUCAGAGCUAUGGUGCCCCCUUCUGUGGUAUGGCUGAGCUAUGGGGUGGCCACCUCCUAUGUGGUGGCCGACGCGGUGGACAAGGGCAAGAAGGCAAGAGCUGCCUUGACAUCAGAGUCAGGCAGGACCACGAAGGUGGCAGUGGCCGUGGUGGACACAUUCAUCUGGCAGGCGCUGGCCUCCGUGGCCGUCCCGGGCUUCACCAUCAACCGUCUGUGCGCCCUUUCACACUACACCCUCAGCAGAGCCACCCGCUGGCCCCUCACUGCCCGCAAGUGGACGACCACCGCCCUGGGGCUGAUGGCCAUCCCCGUCAUCAUCCACCCCAUUGACAGGUGCUCCCCCAAGGACAGCCCUGCACCCUGUUCUGCCACCUUAAGACAUCCAGAGGGCUGUCUGCCCCCCCCCCCAGUUGGGGUUCUGGGUGAAACCACAGCUACCCCUGUGGAUCCUGUGAACGAACUCCCAGUGUCUCCUGCUCUGAAGUCCCAGCCUGAGCCCUACGCCUGAGGCGGGGAGGGAGAGGUGCACCCUGGGAAGGGGAGGGGGCACCAGAGCAUCGAGGUGGGACCCACCCCCCGCAGCACCCAGGUAGAAUUGACCAGGAACCCGCUCUGAGCCGCGUCUGAGAAAUAGUCAGAAUUAGAGUCCAGAGCUGGAAGAGAUCGAGAACAGAGAACAUCAGAGCCAGAGAGGCCCUUAGAACAUAGAAUGUCAGGGCUGGGAGGCCCUUAGAACCGGGCAAAGAGAAUCUUAGACCUGGGUGGGACCCUAGACUGUGGGACAUGGAACAUCAGAGCCAAGAGGGACCCCAAAGCAGAAUAUCCAACCCGGCAAGAGCUUCAGGUUUUGGUUGUAUUUGAACCCCGAGCACGCAGCACAGUGCUAGGCAUAUACUAAGUGCUGAAGAGAGAAUCACAGCUAGGAAGAGAAUGGAGGAGCACAGCCAGCCCGAGCCUAUCCUCUGAAAGGAAGUGUCCCCAGGGAGAGGCAGGGGCCGGCACGGGGGCAGCUGAGUCACAGUGGCAAAGCCCCCAGAGGCAGAAGCAUAGCGUGGAGGAGCAGCUAUUGCAUAGAGAUAACCUAGAGGAAAUAGGGAGCCACUGCAGGUGAUUGGCUAGGGGAGUUACCUGGUCAGAUCUGUGCUUCUGGACAGUGUGAUGGACAGGUGACAGUGAAGAGGGGUUGAAGCAGGGAAACCAUUCGCAGACCAGGGCAGAGGGGCUGAGGGCCUGGUCUUAGGGAGCGACUGUGGAAUGGAGAGAAGAAGGGAGGAGAGAGAGUUCAUGGAGGUGGAAGGGUAAGAGCUGCACAGCGAUUGCGGUAACGAGUUCAGUUCUGGACACACCGAGUUUGGGAUAUCUAUGGGAGUGUUCAACAGGCAAUGGGUGAUGCAGGGCAGAAAACUCAAGGGAGAGACUGAGGCUGGAGAGAAACAUGUGUCUGCUAGUCAUCUGUGCACCCAUGGGAGCUAGUGAGGUUAUCCAGAGAGGCAGAGAGAGAGAGAUGAAAGAGACAGGGAGAGAGGGAGGGAGGAGAGAGAGAAGGAGAGAG